CACAGUAUAUCUUGUAGUGCUUUAAUUCUAGUGGGUUGCCAAAUUCUCGCCUAGACGGACACCUGGGCAUCAUGGUUGUCCACUAGCUUCGUGCCUUGCCUUGGCGCCGUGAUAACUACCACAAAUGGCACAUGGGUAUUCUAGUGAGGAUGUUCAAAUAGUUAUUGAGAGUAUGGCUUCACAAGGGAAGGAGUCUACAUUUUGCAUGGGAGAUGAUAUACCUUUGGCUGUUUUAUCUUCAAAGCCUCAUAUGCUAUUUGAUUAUUUCAAGCAGAGGUUUGCUCAGGUAACAAAUCCUGCUAUUGAUCCUUUAAGAGAGGGACUAGUUAUGUCUCUUGAAGUUCAUCUUGGGAAGCGAGGGAACAUACUAGAGGCUGGACCUGAAAAUGCCUCCCAGGUUAAUUUGUCAAGUCCUGUUCUUAAUGAAGGAGAUUUAGAAUCUCUUUUGAAAGAUCCACUCUUGAAGCCUCAAGUAUUACCCACAUUUUUUAAUGUUGGAAAAGGAGUAUAUGGUUCCUUGGAAAAAAGUCUGUACAAACUUUGUGAAGCAGCAGAUGAAGCUGUUAGAAAUGGUUCUCAAUUGCUUGUUCUCUCUGACAGAGCUGAUGACCUGGAAGCUACACGGCCUGCUAUUCCCAUGCUUCUUGCUGUAGGUGCAGUUCACCAGCACCUUAUUCAGAAUGGCCUGCGUGUGGCUGCUUCAAUUGUUGUUGAUACUGCUCAGUGCUUCAGCACUCAUCAGUUUGCUUGUUUGAUCGGAUAUGGUGCAAGUGCUAUAUGCCCAUACUUGGCAUUGGAGACAUGUCGACAAUGGCGCUUGAGCAAUAAAACAGUAAAUCUGAUGCGUAACGGGAAGAUGCCCACUGUUACUAUUGAACAAGCUCAAAAAAACUUCUGUAAGGCUAUAAAAUCUGGGCUUCUCAAGAUUCUUUCCAAAAUGGGAAUUUCACUGCUUUCAAGUUAUUGCGGAGCACAAAUUUUUGAAAUAUAUGGACUGGGAAAGGAUGUCGUCGAUAUUGCAUUUUGUGGGAGUAAAUCAAGUAUUGGUGGCUUGACUUUGGAUGAGUUGGCAAGAGAGACCUUGUCGUUUUGGAUUAAGGCAUUCUCUGAAGAUACUGCAAAAAGGCUUGAAAAUUAUGGGUUCAUACAGUUCAGACCAGGAGGGGAAUAUCAUGGAAAUAAUCCAGAGAUGUCAAAACUGCUCCAUAAAGCUGUCCGUCAAAAAAGUGAAAGUGCCUAUUCAAUUUAUCAGCAGUAUUUGGCAAAUCGACCUGUAAAUGUUAUUCGGGACCUUCUGGAACUGAAAAGCAAUCGCUCCCCUAUUCCGGUUGGGAGGGUUGAACCUGCUUCAUCAAUUGUGAAGCGAUUUUGCACGGGUGGUAUGUCGCUUGGAGCUAUAUCUAGGGAAACCCAUGAAGCAAUUGCGAUUGCAAUGAAUAGGAUAGGUGGAAAAUCAAAUUCGGGAGAGGGUGGAGAGGAUCCAAUCCGCUGGAAGCCGCUCACUGAUGUUGUUGAUGGGUACUCUUCGACACUUCCACACCUCAGAGGCCUUCAAAAUGGAGAUACUGCAACUAGUGCUAUAAAACAGGUUGCUUCUGGCCGCUUUGGUGUCACCCCAACAUUUUUAGCAAAUGCCGACCAGUUAGAAAUCAAAAUUGCACAAGGAGCGAAACCCGGGGAAGGUGGUCAAUUGCCUGGGAAAAAAGUCAGUGCCUACAUUGCAGGACUAAGAAAGUCAAAACCCGGUGUCCCUCUGAUAUCUCCACCACCACACCAUGACAUUUAUUCUAUUGAGGAUCUAGCGCAGUUGAUUUAUGACCUUCAUCAGGUUAACCCUAAAGCCAAAGUUUCAGUAAAACUUGUGGCAGAAGCUGGUAUUGGCACAGUGGCUUCUGGGGUUGCAAAGGGUAACGCUGACAUCAUCCAGAUAUCAGGACAUGAUGGAGGGACUGGGGCAAGCCCAGUUAGUUCAAUAAAACAUGCUGGUGGUCCCUGGGAGCUUGGACUCACAGAAACACACCAGACGCUUAUUGAAAAUGGUCUGAGAGAGAGAGUUGUUCUUAGAGUUGAUGGUGGCUUUAAAAGUGGAUUUGAUGUUGUGAUGGCUGCAGCAAUGGGAGCUGAUGAGUAUGGAUUUGGUUCUGUAGCAAUGAUUGCCACUGGUUGUGUAAUGGCCCGCAUUUGUCACACAAACAAUUGUCCAGUGGGUGUUGCAAGCCAGAGAGAAGAAUUGCGAGCUCGAUUUCCGGGUGUACCCGGUGACCUUGUGAAUUUCUUCCUAUAUGUUGCUGAGGAGGUAAGAGGGAUGCUAGCACAAUUGGGCUAUGAAAAGCUAGAUGACAUAGUAGGACGGAGAGAACUAUUAAGACCCCGAGGCAUCUCUGUAAUGAAGACUCAGCAUAUUGACCUCAGCUACAUACUUUCUGAUGUUGAUAUACCCAAAUGGAGCAGUACCAUGAUACGAAACCAGGAGGUUCAUGGUAAUGGUCCUGUUUUGGAUGAAGUUUUACUCUCAGACCCACAGUUAUCUGAUGCAAUUGAGAAUGAGAAGGUGGUCAACAAAACAAUACAAAUUUAUAACACAGACCGUGCUGUUUGUGGCCGUUUUGCUGGUGUUAUUGCGAAGAAGUAUGGUGACGCUGGUUUUGCUGGGCAGCUUAAUCUAACAUUCACAGGGAGUGCUGGGCAGUCGUUUGGUUGUUUUUUGACACCUGGAAUGAACAUCCGUCUUGUAGGAGAAGCAAAUGACUACGUGGGGAAGGGUAUGGCUGGAGGAGAACUAGUUGUGACCCCUGUUGAGAAUACUGGGUUUUGUCCAGAGGAGGCUACUAUAGUAGGUAACACAUGUUUGUAUGGAGCGACCGGCGGACAGAUGUUUGUACGGGGUAAAGCAGGGGAGCGUUUUGCAGUAAGAAACUCUCUUGCUCAAGCAGUUGUGGAAGGCACUGGAGACCAUUGCUGUGAGUACAUGACAGGGGGGUGUGUUGUCGUGCUUGGAAAAGUGGGCAGAAAUGUGGCGGCAGGUAUGACCGGAGGUCUGGCAUACAUUCUCGAUGAGGAUGAUACACUUAUCCCCAAGGUAAACAAGGAAAUUGUAAAGAUUCAGAGAGUAUUGGCUCCUGUGGGGCAGACGCUGCUAAAGAGCCUCAUUGAAGCCCAUGUGGAAAAAACUGGGAGUAGCAAAGGCUUUGCAGUUCUGAAAGAUUGGGAUAAAUAUUUGCCACUCUUUUGGCAGCUCGUCCCGCCUAGCGAAGAAGACACGCCAGAAGCAUGUACCGAGUAUGGGCAGGUCAGUUUUCAGCCUGCAUUUGAGGGGGAGACGAAAAGGACAUAAAGAUUUUAAAAAAUUGUAUCAUUUUUUAAUCUUGAAAAAAAAAGAAAUAAAAAGGAAUAAUCAAAGUUGAUGUGAGGCCCAAGGCAGAAGAUUUUGAGUCUUCUGCACAGAAAACAUUGCUCCCAUCUUUAAAAUGUUUCCUUUGUCCCAUAAUUUUCUCCUUAGUUUGACUUGACAUGAUUUCUAAUAAAGUAGAAUGUGUAUAACUAUGGUUUGUGAAGAGAAAAGAGAAAUGUCAUAGACCCCAUAUUUUUUUUCUCUAAAAGGAAAGAUAAAAUUUUUUAGACAACCUAAAUAGGAAAAUAGAAAGAUAUUUAUAGG
This is a messenger RNA of Cuscuta campestris, 3655 nucleotides long. Lineage: Eukaryota; Viridiplantae; Streptophyta; Magnoliopsida; Solanales; Convolvulaceae. The record is from the annotation of a GenBank genome assembly.